AUGAUUUUGACAUCGUUGUAUUCGAACAUGUACUGGGUCAUCGCAGCCACCGCAGCACAGCUCGCUGACCGCCAAGAGGAGGAUGCGAUGCUGUGGACGCUGGCAGCCUGGCAGCCCUAUGUGGCAUCGGUGGUGACAUGGUCAUGGGGGGCGGCAAGAACCCUUUUCGUCACGUCGACUUGGACCACUACCGGCACUACCGCUGCAAGGCACAGCGCCGUGGAUUACUCGCUGUUUCUGCGGCUUACAAUGCCGAACCACGGUGGCCGCCGGCGCCGCAGCAACGAAUGGGAGGAGCGGCGGCAGGCAGGCUCUGGCAGGCGAUACGGAAAUGCAAUGUGGCAAGAUUUCCACAUGAAGCGCGGAGAGGCUUACACGCACCGCCUCACAGAGGAAGAGGUUUACAACCGCGAGCCUGAAUUUCACAAGGUGCCCAUGGCCCUGCUCGGACGCACGUAUGAGACGCCGCGGAUGCCACCACACUUCAACCAUAUGCCGAUGCAGAAUGGGAUUGGGUGGGGAGGCUUCAUACCCCCGCCCGCGCCCGUCGUCGAUCAUGUGCAGCUCGUCCUGCAUAACAUUUUCCUGCUGCAGUGCAUGGGGCCUGUUCAGGCCGAACUAAUCCUCAAGAAAACAGCUGCCCUUCAGGGGCCGUAUACAGACUAA
Messenger RNA from Symbiodinium sp. CCMP2592, 666 nucleotides. Lineage: Eukaryota; Dinophyceae; Suessiales; Symbiodiniaceae. The record is from the annotation of a GenBank genome assembly.